This is a messenger RNA of Agrilus planipennis (emerald ash borer), 1632 nucleotides long. RefSeq lists its product as uncharacterized. Gene Ontology annotation, cellular component: membrane. Lineage: Eukaryota; Metazoa; Arthropoda; Insecta; Coleoptera; Buprestidae. Gene Ontology annotation, molecular function: transmembrane transporter activity. The transcript has 2 exons. The record is from RefSeq and is a predicted model, not a curated record. Bases 114 to 1340 code for a protein of 408 amino acids. Gene Ontology annotation, biological process: transmembrane transport.
UUUAUUUUUAUGAUAAGACGUCGCCUUUGGUGACAACUUCUCAUGGAUGCAGGUUUAGAAAGUAUUAAUGUUCUUUAAGAUAUACGUUCAAAAAGGGUGUUCUUAUAAUACAGAUGAUAAGUUCUCAUCAAAACAUUUUAAAAGUUUGCGCUCUUUUUAUAGGAUUACUUACAAACAUCCCUUAUGGGUUGAUGUUAGGAUGGCCAUCGCCCACGUUUCCUACAUUGAUAUCAGCCGAAAGUCCUGUCCCUAUAACAUUAGACCAAAGUGCUUUAGUCGCUGGUUUCCUGACAUUAGGUUACAUUUCUUCCAUGUUUACUCCCUCGCUAUCAAAGUAUACCGAAUAUGGAGUCGUGACGGGUGUACUUUUUAUGUUGGGAGGAUGGUUGACAAUGUACAUGGCGUUCAAUUUUGAAACCAUCAUCGUGAGUCGAUUCCUUAUUGGCCUAGGAUAUGGAAUCAACUUGGUUCACCUUAAACAUCUCAUCAAUGAAGUGCUAUUUCUUCCUCAAGUGAAAUUGUUCGACAAAAUAAUUUCUUGUUUUGUGUUAUCGGGUUUUGUGUUAUCCUACAUUAUUGGACCACGCGUUUCGUUCAAAUUGUUUUCAAUUAUUUGUGUAGUAGUCACCACGAUAAUUUUUACGUGUGCCAUUGUCCUUCCAAUUAUCUUGUUACACAUUCGUUCAAAUUGCGAGAAGAAUUUGUUAAGUAUUAAAGACCUUUUUAUCUGUGACAACAACAAUGUGAUUUCUGCGAUUAAAAAGGGCCUGGCUUGGAGGAGGCUUUUGGUUAUUGUGUUGACGUCAUUUUUGCAACAAUUUUGUGGCUUUCCAGCUUCCUUAGUUUAUACCCAGCUCAUUUUUAAGUUAUUUGGACUUCGCAGGCCCGAAGAUUAUGCCCUUGUUUACGCAAUUAUUUACUGUUUCGUGUUCUUGAUAUGUCUUUUUAGUGAACGCCAUAGUAAAAUAAAUUGUAGAGUUACUAUUAUUGUGUCAAGUAUUUUUAUUUCUCUUUGCCUAUGCGCGGAAGCAGCAGUGUUAUUUUUUGAUGUAGAUAAAUUAUUUUGGAGUUAUACUUCAUUCAGUAUCAUGAUACUUUUUUGUAUAUGUCAUACUGCGGGAAUAAGUACAGUAACUGGAAGGUUAACAGUAACGUAUUUUGAAGAUUCUGACGUUCAAAAGUUUGCCAGCAAUUGUCAAUUGUUUUGUUUGUUAAUAUUCGCAUUAACCGGAACCAAAACGUUUCAGAUCAUCCUAGGAUUGUUUGGACUCACGUGUGCAUUUCUUUUCUGUUUGUGCAUAAGCCUUUUGUUCAUCGUAUUCGCAAUCCUCUUUAUUUAAUAAUAAAGCAAUGAACGAAGUAAACAAACUAUAGAUUAUCACUUCAGUUUUUUAGGCGUUCCAAACAAUUCAAGGGAAACAAUGAAGCCAAAAAAAUAAAUUUCCAGUAUGCUUUGUCUGAGUUCAUAUUAUUUUAAUGAGACUGGUAAACCAUGUAGCCAACGAAAUGCAUAAAAACAUGCAGUUUGCAUUUUCUGUAUAUAAAAUCGUCAGUAUUGUUAUAUAAACAUAUUUAUUUAGAAAUAUAAUUACUAUAAUGUAGUAUUUAAAACCAAAUUUCUGUAGUUUAGAA